GUACAUCAUCGUGGGCCCGCCGGCCCACACUCGAUUCCAGGGCCGCUCAAUUCAAUCCACUGUAACAUCUGAACUCCAAACCGUCAGAAGCACUUUGCAGCGCUUUUGGCCAAUACGCCAUAUAUACUCUACUCUGUAUGCGCACGUUUCCAAGCCAAAGAGCCACACCCGAACCUCCACCCCAUAACGUCACGCCUCUGCAGAAACCCCCAAAAUGCGUCUCCAACACUCCGCCAUCGACCGUAAACACGGGACCGGCAGCGCCACCCUCAUCCCCGAAGAACCCGAAGACAUGUGGCACGCCUACAACCUCAUCCAAACCCACGACCUCCUCCGCGGCCGCGCCGUCCGCAACCUGAAACAGGAAAUCGUGACCGGAGCCCGCACAACCAAGCAAGUCGUCAUGGAUCUCACCAUCAGCGUCGUCUCGACCGACUUCGACAUAAGCUGCGGGCAGCUACAUGUUGCGGGGCGUGUGGCCGUGGAAAACGACCAUGUGAAGAAGGGGUCCCAUCACACCCUGGAUUUGGAGCUCAAUCGCAAGUUUACCUUAACCAAGGGGGAAGAUCCCAAGGGCGGCGUCUGGGAUAGUGUGGCUUUGGAGAUGUUGAGGGAGGCAUGCGAUACGGAGCGGAAGGCGGAGAUCUGGGCCGUGGUCAUGGGUGAGGGUGUCGCCAACAUCUGCCUCAUAACGGAGCAUCAGACGAUAUUACGGCAGAGAGUCGAAGUUGCGGUGCCGAGGAAACGAAGAGGUGGGAUCGAUGGCCAUGACAAGGGAAUGGAGAAGUUCUUUUCGACGACAUUGUCGACGCUGUGGAGACACAUAGAGAGCGCGCGGACCAGCUCGACCGAUCCGGGAAAAACGGUGCCGUUGCUGCUUGCGAGUCCGGGUUUCGUGGCACAAGCCUUCUUGCAAUACAUUAAGACUGAGGCUUCGAGGACAAUGAAUAAGGCUCUGCUGGCCCUGAUACCUUCCAUACUGAUUGCACACGCCUCAUCGCACCAUGUACACGCGCUGAAGGAGGUAUUGUCGUCACCCGCAAUCCAGUCGAAGCUGUCGGAUACCAAGUUCGCACGGGAAACGGCGCUGAUGGAUCAGUUGACGAGCCUUCUGCGCGCAGACGAUGGCAGAGCAUGGUAUGGUCCUCGGGAAGUUGAGCGUGCCGUAGAAAAGGGGGCAGUGGGACGCGGGGGAGGCGUGCUGUUGCUCUCAAACGCACUAUUCAGAGCUCAAGACGUGGCAGAGCGGAAACGCUGGGUUCGGCUUGUCGACCGAGUCAGGGACGUUGAAGGUGGUGAAGUUAGGGUGUUGAGUAGUCUGCAUGAGAGCGGCAAGAGGCUCGAAGGGCUGGGGAACGUGGCUGCAAUAUUGACCUUUCCUUUGGAGGAUCUUGACGAGGAGGAAGACCAAGAACACGCGGAAGGAGAAGCAGAUGAAGGAGAGCAAAUGGUCAUUUAGUCAUUAAGGCAUUUAGAAGCGGAGUUCGAUACCCAAUCCAUUUGAGGAAGCAAUGUUGGAGUACUAGGCACCCAUUCUGCAAGCUUUGGCCUACAAAAGCAUACAGCAAGAGGCGAGCAAUUCGGCUCACAGGCAAAUGUAGCCCAU
Molecule: messenger RNA, 1606 nt
Organism: Westerdykella ornata
Lineage: Eukaryota; Fungi; Ascomycota; Dothideomycetes; Pleosporales; Sporormiaceae
Exons: 1
Coding region: 215-1459 (414 amino acids)
Biological process (GO): nuclear-transcribed mRNA catabolic process, non-stop decay; RNA surveillance; ribosome disassembly
Cellular component (GO): cytoplasm
Source: RefSeq, a predicted model, not a curated record